Molecule: messenger RNA, 1080 nt
Organism: Cucumis sativus (cucumber)
Lineage: Eukaryota; Viridiplantae; Streptophyta; Magnoliopsida; Cucurbitales; Cucurbitaceae
Source: the annotation of a RefSeq genome assembly
AUGAUAAUUGAUACAUCACAGUCCCAGAUAUCCAUUCUUUUCGAGAUGGAUUCUAAAGAUUCUAUGAAUCUAUGGUACUGUCCCUAUGUGGACUACUGUAUUGGAAUCACCAUAGGCGUACUAGUAAUUGUAUGGUUAGAAAGAGAAAUAUCCGCAGGAAUACAACAACGGAUUGGACCUGAAUAUGCUGGUCCUUUGGGAGUUCUUCAAGCUUUAGCAGAUGGUACAAAACUACUUUUUAAAGAAAAUUUGCUUCCAUCUAGAGGUGAUACUCGUUUAUUCAGUAUCGGACCAUCCAUAGCAGUCAUAUCAAUUUUACUAAGCUAUUCAGUAAUUCCUUUUGGUUAUCGCCUUGUUUUAGCCGAUCUCCCUAUCGGUGUUUUUUUAUGGAUUGCCAUUUCAAGUGUUGCUCCCAUCGGACUUCUUAUGUCAGGAUAUGGAUCCAAUAAUAAAUAUUCCUUCUUAGGUGGUCUACGAGCUGCUGCUCAAUCAAUUAGUUAUGAAAUACCAUUAACUCUAUGUGUAUUAUCAAUAUCUCUACUAUCUAACAGUUCGAGUACCGUUGAUAUAGUUGAGGCUCAAUCAAAAUAUGGUUUUUGGGGUUGGAAUUUGUGGCGUCAACCUAUAGGGUUUGUUAUUUUUCUAAUUUCUUCCUUAGCAGAAUGCGAGAGAUUACCUUUUGAUUUACCAGAAGCAGAAGAAGAAUUAGUAGCGGGUUAUCAAACUGAGUAUUCGGGUAUAAAAUUUGGUUUAUUUUAUGUUGCUUCCUAUCUAAAUCUAUUAGUUUCUUCGUUAUUUGUAACUGUUCUUUACUUGGGUGGUUGGGAUAUCUCUAUUCCAUACAUAUUAGGUUAUGAACUUUUUGAAAUAAAUAAAGUGUAUGAAGUCUUUGGAAUGACAAUUAGUAUCUUUAUUACAUUAGCGAAAACUUAUUUGUUCUUGUUCAUUUCUAUAGCAACAAGAUGGACUUUACCCCGACUAAGAAUAGAUCAACUAUUAAAUCUCGGAUGGAAAUUUCUUUUACCUAUAUCUCUCGGUAAUCUAUUAUUAACAACUUCUUUUCAACUUUUUUCACUGUAA